AUGGCCUGCAAGUACGACGACCUCCGCGACGACGAGACUAUCUUGACCAACGACGGCUCGUGCGCGGCAGCGUGCGUGCUUGGUCGCAACUGCUCGGUCGUCGAGACCCUACCGGCGAACGCGACGCGCUUUGAUUUUGCUGCGGGCUACCUCCUCGGCGACCUUUCGCGCCACACGCCGGCCAAUCUCACACUGGUCAACGUCCAAGAGCGUCAUUUGGCGCACAAGUACCGGCAGCUGCCGGCUGAUCUUCGCUCGCUAUGGCUCGACAGCCAUACCUUGGACACCUUGUACAACGUCCCCGUUCCCAGAGGCCUCGAGCGCUUGAUGCUUUCAAACUCGACCAAGACGGUCACUCUCUACCCGUUGCGCAUGCGCCGCCUCCGCGAUCUGUUCAUUGCCAACGGCAGCGUCUCGCUAGACAAUGCAUUUCCGCCCACUUUAACCUACCUGCACUUGGACCUGGUCAGCGACCUUUAUUUCUACAAGCGCGACCUGUCCAGCCUUGAACGACUGGAGUUGUAUGGUGUCACCAAACUCGAGGAAUGGCGGCUCUCCAACCGCCUUCAACAUUUUACCUGUCCCAACUGCAACAUCACUGCUGCGCACCUCGACACCACAUCGUUUCGCGCGCUCCAGCGUCUCCAUCCGACCUCGAGCUUUCGCGUCCCAAGGCUUGAGAGCGGGCUCUGCGUGGGCGAGAACCUACGCGUGAUGCCUCUCUGGGACGCCUACCCCCAGUACACGGCGUGUGUCAUCUCCGAUGAGAUAUCCUAUCGCAGUCAUCUGCAACUUUGGGAGCUCAACAUUUACCUCAUUAUCGCGGGCUCGCUGCUCGUGAUUGCUAGCAUCAUUUCCUGUCUCUACUACACGAGCAAGAUCUGUGCUACAACCCGUCGAUCGUCCGACGACGACUACCUCGCGUCGACGCUCCGACCAAACGAGAUGGCAACGCUCCAUAUGCUCCAGAUUGACGCCGACGCCAUCGUUCUCUGCGGCACCAAGCCACUCGCAUCUGGUGCAUACGGUGACGUCUGGCGCGGUGUCAUCUUGUCCGAGAUGAGUACCCACAAGGUGCCUUACAGCGACGCGCUCAAUGCGUCGUCCGGCCGAGCACUGAGUCAGCAAGCCAUUUUGUCCAAAGUCACAUCCGGUGCACUGCGACCCACGUUUGCGGCGGCGGCACCUCAUUGGCUGCUGGAGGUCGGCUCUCGCUGUUUGUCGCUCGACCCGACACAACGACCGACGACGCUCGAGCUGACGGUGCUGGUCCGCGACUUUGGCAUAGCUGUCGCCGAGUACGAUCAAUGCGAGUGA
Messenger RNA from Saprolegnia parasitica CBS 223.65, 1317 nucleotides. RefSeq lists its product as hypothetical. NCBI's taxonomy places the organism in Eukaryota, Oomycota, Saprolegniomycetes, Saprolegniales, Saprolegniaceae. The coding region runs from base 1 to 1317 and encodes 438 amino acids. Gene Ontology annotation, molecular function: protein kinase activity. The transcript has 10 exons. The record is from RefSeq and is a predicted model, not a curated record.